Messenger RNA from Polyodon spathula (Mississippi paddlefish), 1803 nucleotides. RefSeq names its product voltage-gated hydrogen channel 1-like. Gene Ontology annotation, cellular component: plasma membrane. The record is from RefSeq and is a predicted model, not a curated record. The transcript is spliced from 6 exons. Gene Ontology annotation, biological process: proton transmembrane transport. Lineage: Eukaryota; Metazoa; Chordata; Actinopteri; Acipenseriformes; Polyodontidae. The coding region runs from base 77 to 757 and encodes 226 amino acids. Gene Ontology annotation, molecular function: voltage-gated proton channel activity.
UGGUGUAAACAGAGGAUAGCAGUCAUACUGCACAGAGGUCUGGAAAGCACUGUUCUUGAGGGCAGUGUGGUAGAAGAUGUCCAGGUAUCUGAAGCACUUCACGGCGGUGGGUGAUGAUAACCACAGCUUCAACAAGCAGCAUGAGGAGGAGUUCCACAGGGAUGGAGAGGAGCCGUCGCUGCACAGUGUGGAGCACAGCCUCACCUUCCGCGAAUCUCUGAAAAAACUAUUCGGCUCACACAAGUUCCAGGUGUCUGUGGUGUGUCUGGUGAUUCUGGAUGCUGUCUUUGUGCUGUGCGAGUUGCUGCUGGACCUAGCCAUCAUUAAGCAAGAUGAGCACAAGAUAUCAUCGCAAGUGUUCCACUACCUGAGUUUAGCUCUGCUCACCUUCUUCAUGAUGGAGCUGUUUGGGAAGCUGUUUGCAUACCGGCUGGAGUUCUUCCACCACAAGUUUGAAGUGUUUGACGGCAUCGUGGUGAUCGUGUCCUUUGUCCUGGACAUCGUGUACGUCUCCCACGAGGACGCCUUCGACGGAGUGGGCCUGCUCAUCCUGCUGAGGCUGUGGAGGGUGGCCAGGAUCGUCAACGGAAUUAUUGUAUCUGUGAAGACUCAGGCACACCAUAAGGUAGAAACUCUAAAAGUGGCAAAUGAAGAGCUUUCAAAACAAGUCAACGAACUCCAGCAUCAUAAAGCACACACGGAGAGUGAAAACCAGAGAUUACGCACUCUAUUACAGCAGAACGGGAUUCAUUUCUAGACGAAUUUAUGAGUGCAUCAGAGUUCUCGGAAAGAGUGAAGACAAUUAGAUCAGAAUAUGUCUUUUUGUACCUUGAGGAAUAACUUACACAAUGAACUCUGGUGAUUUCUCAAACUGCUUACAAGGUUAAGUAUUCCUCCAAUUCUAUGAUUUUUUACAAAUGUAUUGAGGUCACUUUUUUAGGCAGUUCUGCACCAAACAAUAUAUAUUCUGAGGGUUUUGCAGAAGUGUUUUUCUUCUUUUUUUUUUUUUUGCAAUGCAGCUGAUGCCAACACAUUCCUUUUUCAUUAAAUAUUUAAUACUUCAAAUACAUGCAGUAGUACAGCACAACCCACUGAAAUACUACAUGGUGUUAAAGUUCAUAAACUGGUAUUAUUUGAGGUUUAACCUGUAGGAUGAAACAGGACCAUUUAUGUGAAUGUUAAACUUGACAAUUUAAGAUACUAUUCUUGCCUUAAGUUUACUUACUAUUGCUGUCCGGAAUCAAUUUGUUUUUGCUACCGGGCUGUAGUGCUGUGGUUUUGAAGAAAAAGGUUAUUUGGGAGUACGCCCUGUGUAAACGUACCUGGCAUUGCCUCUGCUCAGCAUGUUACUGUGAAUGUUCAGUGAUGUGUGAAGAUGUAUUUUUAGGGUCAAGAGCAUCAUGUUUCUGAAAUAUUAAAAAGUUAUCUUAACUAACGUAUUUUUAGAUUCACUUUGGAUCAUGUUUCUAAAGCACCUCUGGGGUCUCAAUAGAGCUCAGAAUCAUAUCUGACCUCAGAGUAUAUCUGGCACACAGUAAUCUGCCCCCUAGUGAUGCCAGACCGCAUUGGUUAAGAUAACUCUCCUAUCUCACUUCUCUUUGAGUGUAAGUGUGUAAAGCAGCACUGUAGAUAGUAUUAACAAUGCAGUGUAUUAUUCAGUGUUACGCAGUGCAUUACCACUAUAUCAGAAUGUCAUGUUUACAGUCUUGUUCAUGCCUGUCUGUAGUUAAACAUGUUUCAAGUUUAAAUCCUUUUCUGUUAUUCGUUUGUCUUGUUAGGCCAAAAAAGAAAUUCUCUGUUGUG